Messenger RNA from Trichoplusia ni (cabbage looper), 1327 nucleotides. RefSeq names its product tRNA-dihydrouridine(20a/20b) synthase [NAD(P)+]-like (gene Dus4). Gene Ontology annotation, biological process: tRNA processing. Bases 124 to 1293 code for a protein of 389 amino acids. The transcript is spliced from 2 exons. Gene Ontology annotation, molecular function: tRNA dihydrouridine synthase activity; flavin adenine dinucleotide binding. The record is from RefSeq and is a predicted model, not a curated record. NCBI's taxonomy places the organism in Eukaryota, Metazoa, Arthropoda, Insecta, Lepidoptera, Noctuidae.
UCAAAUGACAUGUUUACAUUUUGCAACAUUGUAGUGUGAUUGUUGAUUUUGUGAGGUUAUAACAGCUACCCUGUCUUAGGUUGGACUGUGCCUCCUUUAAACUAAAACUCAUUAAUAACUAUAAUGAAAAGCACCGUGCUAGAUUUAUUCGCUGAAGCCAAGAGAAAUGAAAGUUACGUCAAAGUCUGUGCACCUAUGGUCAGAUACAGCAAAGUACAAUUUAGAACGUUGGUAAAAAACUAUGGGGUAGACUUAUGUUUCACCCCCAUGAUACUAGCAGAUUCUUUCUGCCAAAACGAAAAAGCUCGUUCCAGUGAAUUCAGCACAACAAAUAAUGACUCUCCUUUGAUUGUCCAGUUUGCAGCCAAUAAUUGUAAUGAUUUCGUUGAUGCUUCAAAACUAGUGUAUCCAUAUGCCGAUGGCGUAGAUUUAAACUGUGGGUGCCCUCAAAAAUGGGCAAUGAAGGAUGGUUAUGGUUGUGCACUUCUGUCUAAACCUGAAAUUAUCUAUGAUUUAGUAAAAGCCAUCAGAAACAAUUUGCCAAACGACUUCAGUGUAUCAGUUAAAAUCAGAAUAUUGAAAGAAUUAAGAAGGACCAUAGAAAUGUGCCAUCAAUUUGAAAAAUGUGGAGUAAGUUUUCUGACUGUUCAUGGAAGGACUCCAGCCCAAAAGAGUGGUGCUAAAAUAGACACAGAUGCAUUAAAAGAGGUUUGUGAGUUAGUGCAGGUGCCCAUCAUAGCAAAUGGUGGGAUAAAGACUUUGGAUGAUGCAGAUAGAUUGCACCAAAAGGUCAACUGUGAUGGUAUAAUGGUAGCUAGUGGCAUUCUAACCAAUCCUGGUUUGUUUAGCGGAGCCAUGACUACCCCAUUAAGCUGUGUUAAAUUGUGGAUGGAUAUGAAAGCCAAGGAAAGUGAUAAAAUUACUUUUCAGUGUUACCACCAUCAUCUAGUGUUUAUGUUGGAAAAAGUUUUGUCAAAGCAACAGAAACAAGUGUUUAACUAUCUUAGUACUUUUGAAAGUGUGGAUAAAUUUUUAUAUGACCAUUUAUUAGAUUCUGUUAAUGUUGAACCAGAGUUUAAGUAUGAUUUAGGAGAAUUUGUGGAUUGUCAAUUUUCUGAUGAAAUUACAAUGAAACAUUCUAACAAAUGUAGGGGAUGUGGUAAAAGCGUGUGUUAUUGUGUCUGUGACAGAUAUGAUAGUAAUAGAACAGAUGGAAGUUAUUUUGCUUCCCAUAUGGAAGAUAAAGACUCACUAGAUUAUAUGGAUAGUAAUAUUUUUGAAGAAGCCUGUUAAAUCUAUUAAUGAAUAAUAUUUUUUGUUACUCAAA